CCGCUGCUGCUGUUGCUGUUGCCGGGCCUUCGUAGUCGGCGGGCGAAAUGCGGCGGUGUGGCCGACGAGCCGGCUCUCCGAACUGCCUGGGUCCGGGGGCGGAGGGCCGGUCAUACGGGUCUCGGGAGUAAACCGCGACCGGAAGUUGGUUUCUGGGUGAUCGGGGCCUGGUUCGUUCACGGUUUUUCCCUUUCCUUCUUUGCAGGCAACUCGCACUGUCUUCCUCCUGUGGCCGUCCCUGAACUCCACUGAGCCAUGGGGGAGAACAGCCCACAGAAUGUCAUCUACUACGAGGUGGAGGAAGAUGACUUGGCUCGAGAUGACAAACUGAUAAGAUUUGAUGACCAGAAUGGCCUGGCUUCACCUUCCUCCGGGACAGUCUAUGACAGGACGACCGUCCUCAUUGAGCAAGACCAGGAGCCAUUGGAGGAGGAGGAGGAGGAGGAGGAAGACGAGGAAGAGGAAGGGCAAAGCAGGCUUCUUCUGCCUUUCUUACAGGAUGAUAGAUUCCACUUGAUGGCCGAUCAUGAAGGCAUUUCACAGGGCUAUGUGCAGCAUAUUAUUUCACCAGAUCAGAUCCAUUUGACUAUCAAUCCUGGCUCAACUCCCAUGCCGCGGAACAUUGAGGGGGCUACCCUCACUUUGCAGUCAGAGUGCCCUGAAACCAAGCUUAAAGAAGUGAAGCGCUACCAGUGCACAUUUGAGGGCUGCCCUCGUACCUACAGCACUGCAGGCAACCUGCGCACUCACCAAAAGACCCACCGUGGGGAGUACACCUUUGUGUGCAAUCAGGAGGGGUGUGGGAAGGCCUUUCUGACAUCCUACAGCCUGAAAAUCCAUGUCCGGGUGCACACCAAGGAGAAGCCCUUUGAGUGUGAUGUUCAAGGUUGUGAAAAAGCCUUCAAUACACUGUACAGGUUAAAAGCCCAUCAGAGGCUUCAUACGGGGAAAACAUUUAACUGUGAGUCAGAAGGAUGCAGCAAGUACUUUACAACCCUCAGUGAUCUGCGGAAACACAUUCGGACUCACACUGGAGAGAAGCCAUUUAGGUGUGACCAUGAUGGCUGUGGGAAAGCCUUUGCUGUUAGCCAUCAUCUGAAAACACAUGUCAGGACACACACUGGUGAGAGACCUUUCUUUUGUCCCAGCAAUGGGUGUGAAAAGGCCUUUAGCACACAGUAUAGCCUCAAAAGUCACAUGAAAGGACAUGAAAAAGGAUCCUCAUACACUUUGUUCUCCAACAACAAUCUCUCUGAGGCACAUGGACAAGACCUGAGUACAAUCUCACCAGCAAGCAUCUUUGAGUCGAUGUUCCAGAGCCCGGAGCCUCCUCCAAAUCAGGAAGACUGUCAGCACACAGAUGCCUUGAUGGGAGAUUUUGAUGGCAAUACCCAGCUAGCUCCAGCAGCCCAGCCAGCAUCAGCAGAGACUGCGCCCUUAUCUCUGCCGCUUGUUCUUCAGCUUGGCAUCUCUGAGCCUUCCCUCCAAGCACUGCCUUCUGCAUCCACGGGUGCUCAGCCAGCAGCGUACGGCACCCCUGCCAGUCUCCUGCAGCCUCCAGAAGUGCCUCCUUCUAACAGUACACUUUUGGCAGCCAAUCCCCAGGGCUUCCUGCACCACCUUCAGAGCUCUGCACAGCCCACGGGGGCUGGGCUUCCUGGAGUCUCAGAGGUCACCUCUGGACCAGCAGCUGCAAGUGCCUCUGAGGUCCUGCCUAGCAGAGUUCAGACUGUGCCUGUGGGAGGGAGCCCUGCGCUACCCAGCAAUCCCAGGGUUACCAUCACCCCCUCACAAAACCCAGCCAUUUUCCAAUCCAGCAUCAUCAUGGGCGAACAAAACCUCCAGUGGAUUUUAAAUGGUGCCACUGGGACACUGCAGAACCAGGAACAAAUGCCACAGCCUCCUGUUGUUGAGAAGGUCUUCUUCACAACUGCUCUCCCUGUGGCUGGUGGUGCAGGGAGUCCGGUCCAGCAGAUUGGCCUGAGUGUGCCUGUGAUCAUCAUCAAGCAGGAAGAGGUGUGCCAAUGCCAGUGCGCCUGCCGAGACACAAGCAAGGACAAAGCUGGCACCAAAGGCUGUGCCUCCCUCCUCUCGAAGACCUUGGGGAACCCCCCGGCACCAGGGCCACAGGACUUCCCCAGGACGGUGACCAGUACGUCCACUGCUACUGCUAGUUGUUCAUCUGUGUUGCCUCCUGCUGAUCAGCAGAGCACCCUACUGGGCCACCUGCCUGGCUCCCAGAAACAGUCCCUAAGUGCCAUGGAGGCCUCCUGUUUUCUUUCUUUCCAGAGCUUGGAGACAGCCUCUCCUCUCUUGCAAGGGGAAGAGAGUCUUGCCUUGGGCAGCAACUUCCCUUAGGGAAGCCCUGGAAAGCAGCAACAGAGAUGGGUGAGGGCCAGCUGCCCUGGAGCGUGUCAUGGGAUCCUUUCUCCCACGAGGAGACGCAGCCAUGCUGGCUCUGCCUCAUUUGUCACUUUGGCUCAUAGCAAUGUGAGCGUAGGAACUGGUCACUUUGGAAGGAGGGGUGGGCGGCCAGGCUGCACCUUGCUUUCAGGAGGGUGGAAUGGAGUGCUUCUAGGCCUGGGGGUGAUUCAGGGUAGGGACCCUGUAAGCAGGGUGUCGGGAAAGAAGUCAGUGUUUGUGUGAAAACAGGGAGACGGAUGGGGGUGCAGUGGGACCUCUAGCAGCAGCAGUAAAACGUAAGAGAUGCCCUCCCCACAGCCUCCUCUCUGCUAGCUGUAGAAGACAAAUGGUGCGCAUCACGAUCAGACUUUGCACAUGAGUAAAAGGGCUGUUGGCUCUUUCAUCUUACCUUUCUGUCCUUCUUGGCAACCAAUUGCACUGCCUGGGUGUUUACAUGAAUUCAGGGGCUAAAAGGAUUUGCACUGUUCAGCUUUAUCAGAAUGACACUCUCAGCAUGGAGCAGCUCUUGCUAGAAAGUAUUCCUCUCAGAAUGGCUUACUUUAGGGGGUUCAGAGGGGUGCUCAGGGGUCUCGGUGUUGGUCCAGUGGAGACUGAGGAGCAAUCCAGCUUGGGCUGGCAAAGCAGACUGUCUUUUCUUCAGCAGACUAUUGGGGUGCAGUAAGACAGCCUACCUGCCCCAUCGGGGAAGGGCGCCUUUUCUCUCUUAACGUACUCAGGGUAAAAUCCCAGCAUAGAAUUCCUGGAAGGUUUGGGGAAAUCUUCUUUCUAAACUUUUGUACAUGUUUUUAUUUUGUCACAUCCACUAUAUUUGGAUUUUCUAGUAAUCCUCUUUUGUUCCCAGGACAAAUGCCCAUUCCUUAGAAUGCCCUUCCAAGAGUUUUUCUCAAGUUGAGAGGCAGGCAGGGUGGUCAAAAAGCAGAAGUGGAAAAAACAGGGUCAUUGCCGUUGUGACAUGGCUGUGGAGUGGAGGCAACUGCAAGGCCUUUGAAGGAACCUUGCAAGUUCUGGUGCUUCUGCAGGAGGGGGACAGGCCGGCUGGUUGCUGCUUUUCUGGGACUAGUCCAUGGGCAUUUCUGAUGCUUCGCUCCCUCAUAAGUUAAACACAGACAAGAAUCUCCUGAAUCUCGCCCUGUGCCUGGGAGGCGUGUGUAGUUAAGGUGCUUCUUGUUGACUUUGGAGAGCUACUCUACUGUCAGUUGGGGUGGGGCUUAGACUAGCAUGGAUUUUGAUCACGUGUUAUAACAGUGUUCCCUUUGCUUGAUGCUGCCUGUUGGAAGGGUGUCUCCCUCCCCCCCCCCACUUUGGGAGUUAACUGAUCCUGGGGACUGAGGGUUGAGUAACUUAAUUGUACAAAGACUCCAGGAAGUAAAGAGUUCCAGUGGACUUCAUUUCAGCUGUGUAUUGAGGGUGGGAGAAAGUUAUUAGAGCGGGGCAGUUUUCUCGGGGAUAUGGACCUCAUCUCUCUGACUUCUCAGCAGUGAUUAUACAGGCUGGGGAAUUCUGAAAUUGUAGUUCAUGAACAUGGAAAUGACUAAGUUUUAGAAAAACCUGCUCUAGAGUCUAGUGUUUUCUGGCAGUUGCUUCUGUUAUUUAAGUUUAGGGAAGGAAUAUAGUUCACUGGGGCUGAUCUAGUUAUACUUGCUGGCCUCUAAAAUGCACUUUAAUUCUCUUUCAGCUGAUGGCUGCAAUAUCAUUUGUAAGUAACUCUUCACAGUCCUUGGGUAUUCUUUUUUUGUUCUGAGUAAAAAGUAUGUGAUGUGCAGAAAAAAGUACUUAACUUCAGUGCAAUACAUUUAGCUAGAAAUAUCCACAUGCACUCUGUGAGUGUGGUUAUAUGUAUGUAUAUGUGCGUGCAUGCGCACAAGUUUGUUUAUGUGGGAGCGAUGGAAGGGGCACAAAACCAUCACUCUGCCCUUUUCUGACUUAUGCAUCUUUAAGCAAAUGUCCAGUCUAUGCAAAACCUUCAUUAGUAGCCUGAGCUGAACAGACUUGGUCAGAUAAGAAUCUUUCCAGUUUUGGUCACUGCUUGGAGACCUUCCCAGCUCUGUCCUGCUCCUCACAAGGAAGAGAAGGAACAGGCUGCUCUUUGCUGGUCAUGAAGCUGUUCGGAAGACUCUGCUCCUGCUUUCCCGAGUGCCCUGCCACCACCUGCCUGCCUUAUUUCCAAGACACAAGACGUUCCAAAAUUUCAAGGUACCAACAAGAGUAAUUAAUCUUGGAAGAGAUGGCAGUAACAGUGGUGAGUUCUUCUUUAUUAAAGCACAGGAAAUCUUGUUUGGAGCAUCUAUUGGCCCGGGAUGUAAAUGCUACUCUCCUAUAUCCUUUGCGUUUGCUACACGUCUAAAAAUAGCAUCUUCUGUUUUUAGCCAAUGUUUCCUGCUAGUGAGGGCUGGUUUUUCAACUUCUGCAUUGUUUAUUGUUUCUAAGCUUUGGAGUCUGUUCUGCACUGAAAAAUGCCAUGGAAACUGAAUAUAUUUAUGUAUGGUUUGUCUGUGUGUGUGUUGGUGAAAAUGGGUGAAAAUGGUAUGUUAUCCACACUGUGUUUUCAAUAGUGUGCACGCCGGCCAAACCCAGUUUCUAUGCAGUGGACACUUUCAAGUAAAUGCAUUAUAUUUUCCUUAUCACUUGGGUGUUUUAGUUUUUCUUCCUACAUACAGUCUUCAUCAGUAAAGUCCAGGGAAGAAUGAUUAUUGUUGUUGUUCUUAUUUUAAAAUAUGUAAUUUGAAGUUUUUUCUUUCAUUUUGCAGUGUUAUUUCUUUCCAAAUAGUAAGAUACUGGCUUAGAUCAUGUGGGCAAAAAGCAAAGUACCAUUCUAUCUAGCCACAGUCAGGGUUAGGAGUGGAGCUAAAUGUGAGACUCUACUGAAUAUCAGAAAACAGUCUUUCAUAUGCACCUUUUCCUGUCGGGCAGAAAAACAUCCAACUUGUGCAAGAUGGAGGGAGAGAAAACCCUUUAGUUGAAGAGAAGUGGUUUCCUUCCUUUUUUUCAGCAGGCACUUUCCCACAAAGAAUGGUUGAUUGCUUCCUAGAUUAAGGAGCCUGGAGACUCCAAAGGUUCUCAGAUAAUUUUUGAAAGUGCCUUCCUGGGUCCUGUUCACUUUUGGACUGUAAUCUAAAUCUUCAUGAUCAGAUUCUGACUGGGUUUCAUGAAAGGUUUAGCCAGUUUAUGAAAGGCUUAACUACUGCAAUGCACAACUGCUACAGUUUGGUUAGUCUUAGUUUGGUAAUUGGUCAGCCCAUUGUGUUAAUUCAUGAUUUGAGGUGGUCUGUGAAUUGGGUGAAUUGAAAGAUUAGGUUAUGCGUGUUGUGGGAACCCUGCCUCAGUAUUGCUAUGGCUAAACUCCACAACCUCAGAGGACAUAGUGGGGAGAAUUUGAAGUAACCUGUUUCUCUCAGGAGUACCUAUACUGUGUUUAAGCACAUUUAGUUUAACUUUGAAACCUGGGAUCAAAUAUCUGUGCAUUGAGUGAUGUGAAGAUGCUCACUAUAGGUACAGUACUUCCAAAGGAAGAGCUUUCCAAAACACCAGAAGAAUAAACAAAGUUGUAUUUUUGAAGAAUGUAAAAUGUGAAAUAAGGUUUGCUACCUGCUUGUUUGUAUAAAAUUAAUAUUGUACUUUGAUAUAUCUGCAAGGAAUUAGAAAAUAAUUUUAAUUGAAGGCAAUAUUAGUAGCAAUUAAAUAUUAAAUGCUUAUUUAAAUGUU
Thamnophis sirtalis is the source of this 6126-nucleotide messenger RNA. RefSeq names its product metal regulatory transcription factor 1 (gene MTF1). Gene Ontology annotation, biological process: regulation of transcription by RNA polymerase II. Lineage: Eukaryota; Metazoa; Chordata; Lepidosauria; Squamata; Natricidae. Gene Ontology annotation, cellular component: nucleus. The record is from RefSeq and is a predicted model, not a curated record.